Xenopus tropicalis (tropical clawed frog) is the source of this 1327-nucleotide messenger RNA. NCBI's taxonomy places the organism in Eukaryota, Metazoa, Chordata, Amphibia, Anura, Pipidae. The record is from RefSeq and is a predicted model, not a curated record.
CAUGCAAGACCCACAUUCACAUUUUGCCCGAUGCCCUGACAUCUCACAGAACAACAGGAUGUGGACGUUUCUGGUGCUUGGCAAGGAGUCCGGAGCUUGUCUCUGCUCAGUCUUUUAUUCUGGAGUCAGAGAGAGACCCUUACAUGUAGAUAUUGCUCUCUGCUCUCUCAUAUUCUGCCUGUAACUGUCCCUAGUACUGGUCCAUGCUAAUUGCUUCAUCAUUUCUUAAUCAGAGUGUGCACUCAUUCUAUUUUCUCAGUUCUUCUCAUUUCCCUUUUUCCAGACUUAAACUCUUAAUUUACUUUCUGGGUCUCUUGGUUAGAAAAUUUCUUCCUUUGUCAUAUAAAUGGACCAGGGACAGAGACACAUGUGCUUCCUCCCAAAAUAUGAUGGAGACACAAUAAGAGUUGACUGGGGAUGGAUAUGAAUCGAAUCUGUCUUCUAAUAAUUAUUAUGCUGAGCCCCGAAAUGAAUCCAAUGAAAAUUUGCGAUCUUCGCCUUAUAAAUCUAUAUAUGAAUCGGGUUCGAGUCCUGGAGAGGAAAUCGGCACAAUGCACAGAUCGGCCACCACUGUUGGCUCCAAUCAUUGUUCCAAAUGUUGAGGUCAGACUUUCAGAUUGGCAAAACAUGACGGAAUUACAGCAAGGGAAUGAAAUUCUCUUACAUCUAAAGCUGCUGUUGAAUGCAACAGAGAAUGUGAAAACCCCAGAAUGUAUAUCCCUACAGCUAAUAAAAAUUACCCACUAUAUCAAAGAGACUUCUGGCCUCAUUAACAAGGCCCUAGAGAGUAUAAGCAAUAGUUCUAUACCAGUGGAAAUAUCUGUCCUCCCAUCAGAUGGUCGGCAUAUCAGUACCUCAGACAGCACCGAGAUUUUUAAUAGAUUCCUGAAACUGCUUCAUGGGAAAAUGACUCUUUUUCUUCAUCGCCUGAGAGAAGGCCCCUGCAGAUGACACUCAUGGACUGGCCACAUGAACAUCACUGAAAGUGUGGACUACACUGUACCUUGCCAGUCUAUUUUAGAUGUCGUCUGUCCUUUUAUAACUACUGAAUCUGCUAUUUUAUAGCAGUGCCCUGAUUCCAAAAACAUUUGCUUUUAUGGAGUAAACAAAAAUGUAAAAUAUGUGUAUUUUUAUUUACCAUCAAUAACUUACAUUGAUUUAUUCCAUCCAUCUUUGUGGAAUGAACUGAUACAAAAUUUCCACAGCUCUAUGUAGGUGAUUAUAUCUCAAGAAGCUGAUUUUGCUGAAAAACUUUUUACAUUAGAGGAUUCUGAACUAUAUAUAUUUAUGCACACACAUAUUUGUAAUAAAUUUGUAAAUCCUGUUA